GGAUCUCAAUUUCUCGAGUCCGAUCACAGUUUCAGACAGUCGCACUAAAAUGGCGUUCCGCGUUUUCCUCCUCCUCUCUCUCACCGCUCUUCUCAUUUUCUCCGCCGUUUCUCCCUCUUUCGCCUCCUCCGACGUCGACGAUGAGGAUCUCAGCUUCCUCGAAGACCCCAAAGAAGAAUCCGAUCCCACCAAGCCACUCACAUCCACCGACUCUGAACUCGACGAGUUCAACGAAGGAGAAGAAGAAGAUCCCGAGAUGUACGAAGGCGACGACGAAGAAGAAGGAGAAGAUCUCUCCGAUCUAGGCAAUCCAGACUCAGAUCCGUUCCCGGCUCCGGACGUGGACGAGAAAGACGUCGUGGUCGUCAAAGAGCGUAACUUCACAGACGUGAUCGAGAACAACCAGUACGUUAUGGUCGAGUUCUACGCUCCCUGGUGCGGUCAUUGCCAGUCUCUUGCUCCUGAGUACGCAGCGGCCGCGACUGAGCUGAAAGGAGACGGCGUCGUUUUGGCUAAGAUCGAUGCCACGGAGGAGAACGAGCUGGCUCAUCAGUAUAGUGUUCAGGGCUUCCCGACUAUUCUCUUCUUUGUAGAUGGAGAGCACAAGCCUUACACUGGAGGCAGGACCAAAGACACAAUUGUGACGUGGGUGAAGAAGAAGAUAGGUCCUAGUGUGUAUAACUUGACGACGUUAGAUGACGCUGAGAAAGUGUUGACUUCUGGGAACAAAGUCGUCUUGGGUUACUUGAACUCUUUGGUGGGUGUUGAGCAUGAUCAACUUGCUGCUGCUUCCAAAGCUGAAGACGAUGUGAACUUCUAUCAGACAGUGAACCCUGAUGUUGCCAAGUUGUUCCAUGUUGAUCCGGAGGCUAAACGUCCUGCUCUUGUUCUAGUUAAGAGAGAAGCGGAGAAGAUUAGCCAUUUUGAUGGGGAGUUUGUUAAGUCUGAUCUAGCUAGCUUUGUGUCUGCCAACAAGCUUCCUUUGGUCUCUGUUUUCACCAGAGAGAGUGCACCGGAGAUUUUCGAGAGUGCAAUCAAGAAGCAGUUGUUGUUGUUUGUAACCCAAAAUGGAUCUGAGAAGGUUCUUCCAGAGUUUGAAGAAGCAGCAAAAUCUUUUAAAGGAAAGCUCAUCUUUGUAUCUGUGGAUCUGGAUAAUGAGGAUUAUGGGAAGCCUGUUGCUGAAUACUUUGGUGUGUCCGGAAAUGGUCCUAAACUUAUUGCCUACACAGGAAAUGAAGAUCCUAAGAAACACUUCUUCGAUGGUGAAAUCAAGUCUGAUAAAAUUAAGACAUUCGCGGAAGAGUUCUUGAGCGACAAGCUAAAGCCAUUCUAUAAGUCAGACCCUAUUCCUGAGAAGAAUGAUGGAGAUGUGAAAAUCGUGGUGGGAGAUAACUUUGAUGACAUUGUCCUGGACGAGUCUAAGGAUGUUCUUCUCGAGGUCUACGCACCAUGGUGUGGCCAUUGCCAAGCCCUUGAGCCAAUGUAUAACAAGCUUGCUAAACAUUUACGAGAAAUUGACUCUCUUGUCAUAGCCAAGAUGGAUGGAACAACCAAUGAACAUCCCAAGGCAAAGGCAGAAGGCUUUCCUACAAUUCUCUUCUUCCCUGCAGGAAACAAGACCGCAGAACCGAUAACGGUAGAUACAGACCGCACUGUGGUUGCAUUCUACAAGUUUUUGAGGAAACACGCAACCAUCCCGUUCAAACUGGAGAAACCUGCUGCAUCAACUGAAUCUCCUAAAACUGCCGAGUCCACACCAAAAGUAGAAACUACUGAGACCAAAGGAAAUCCUGAAAGCACCACAAAGAGUACCGAAAGUGAUUUGAAGGACGAGUUGUAAUCUGAACCUGAGCAAAGGAUAUGAGUUCUCCUUCCUUAAGUUAUAUUGUCUGAUCAGAAUUGUUUUUUCACGAGUUUUGGACUAGAGAAUGAUGGUGACUUUUGAGUUAUUUUAGUAUUGAGAAAGACAGUUUAAACUCUUUUGAUAUGGUUUGGCCAUAUUGUAGAACUGUAACACAAUGAAAUAAGUGACACAAUAAGAUAUAUAAAAUCUUUCCGUGUGAUCUUAAA
This is a messenger RNA of Brassica oleracea var. oleracea, 2070 nucleotides long. RefSeq names its product protein disulfide isomerase-like 1-4. The coding region runs from base 50 to 1840 and encodes 596 amino acids. Lineage: Eukaryota; Viridiplantae; Streptophyta; Magnoliopsida; Brassicales; Brassicaceae. Gene Ontology annotation, cellular component: endoplasmic reticulum. The transcript has 11 exons. Gene Ontology annotation, molecular function: protein disulfide isomerase activity. Gene Ontology annotation, biological process: response to endoplasmic reticulum stress; protein folding. The record is from RefSeq and is a predicted model, not a curated record.